UCCUGCACCCUGUUUGUUUGUUUUUUUUUGUUUUCUUUUACAACCAUUCAUUUAUUGAAAACUGUCUGUUUUACCAACUCAAAGCUGAUGUCUUCCUCAGGCUCUUGUUCUUGUUUCUCAGGAGAUGUACAUGCAGCCAUGCUGAGUUUGAACUCAGAAAACACACAGGGUGGUGGUUUUGGGCGUUACUUUCUGUUUGGUCCAAGAUGGCGGAACAGGAUUUGUUAUAACCCUCAUCAACAUCCAAAAGAUCAGUUCUUCAAACACACUCCAUCUCUUUUACCUCCAGUUGCCAAUCCAGCAUGCAGUGUAAACAGCAAGCAAUCACCUUUCUCAGUUAAGUCCUGUACUUUAAUCUCAGAAGAUGGAUGCAGACUUAAUGCUGUAUUGUCAGUCCCGGUAUCGAUUACAACAGCACCUAUCAAUGCAAACAGCCACUCCAAAAAUAGGAAGAUCAAGAGCAGAGUGUGUAAUCCCUCAACUAUUAAAGUAACCACUGCUGAGCAGUCAUAUGCAGAUCCGCUAUUGGGAGCUUCAGCAUCAUUCAUCCGGAGACUUCUGGACAUGUCCAGCCUGCAAGAGAAAACAGUUCGCCAAGAGAAGUUCAAAGAACUCAAGAAGAACAGGAGGCACGAGGGCUAAUCAUACAAUCUGCUGGUUAAUGCAAAAGACAACAAAAAUGAUUCUCAACCAGAAAUCAAACGCAUAAAGAGUUCCCCAAAUUCAGAACAGCCAAGACAUUUGUUUAUCAUAUGUGACUGCAGGUUUGCUUCAUUAGUUUUGCACUGUAGCUACAAAGCUAAUGUAGCUAAAUAAUGAGGGAAGCUUAGAGCUCCAUUUAAGCAUCAUGGAAAUUAAACAACACAGACUCAGUUAAGUUUGCUUUGUCUAGUUUUUCAGCAUCUUUUUAAGGCACUGUGACUUUGUCCUGUGUGACCGAGACAGAUAAUGUCUUUCAAGGCAAGUGUGUGGUGAUUUGAGCAUAAAGUUUAAAUUAAAACAAACUGGUAGCUAGCUAUGGACAAAAAGCCACUGAUCGUGAUUGCACUUAGUAGAUUACAAUUUGUUUGUGUGCUUGGUAACCAGUGUUGAAUGAUUUCUAAAACAUUCAGGUGAUUCAGUUUCAAUCCAUGGUGCGUGUGGGUUUGGAUGUGUGUGAGAUUUAAUAUAUUUGGCUGUACAAUUUGACUCUGUCCAUAAUUAGCAUCAGUGUCUCACCCACUGGGUGGAAUCAAUGGGAUGUUUUAUGUGUGCUCGAAUGCUCACGUGUCAUGUGGUUGGAAGGGCGUAUAUGUUUCUAAUUUAUUUACAUAUAAUUUACAAAAAAAAAUGAUUAUGAUUUAUGAUUCAUUAUUUGAAAGGAUCUAACACUGAUCAAAUGAAUCAUAACUCCAUUAGAUUCACUGAAAAACGAAGCAUACGAUUCACCAACAACUGAAUCAUUUUGCAAAUUAUGAACAGAGUCAAUGAAUCAUUUGACGCAUACACACGUCACAUUCUGAAUCAUUCGCUUUAUUAACUGGAUUUAUUACAUGAAUGAUUCAAGAAUGUAUUUGAUUGCAAUUGUUGUUGUCGUGACAGAACCCCAGCCAUGGUUCUGUCAUCGUUAAUGAGUGUCUGUAUUGAUCAGUGUCCUUAUCGAUCAGUGUUUUAAUUGACUGCUUGUAUCGAUUGAAACGCACGAUACUCUAAAAUCUCUGAACACACACACACACAUUAAAAACACAGACUGAAAGAACUGAGUAGAAGUCGAGCGUGUUUUUUGGUGUAUUUUUGUAGCAGAUUUUUAUAAAGUAGCAGCAGCAUGAGUUUGCUUUUACGCAGCGAGGAGAUGUGUUUACUGCAGCUCUUCUUUCAGACUGAAUCGGCACUCAGCUGCGUUAAUGAGCUUGGCCUUCUGGGACUUGUGGAAUUCAGAGAUCUAAACCCAGGGAUGAGUUCAUCUCAGAGGAGAUUUGUAAAUGAGGUGAGGAAGUGCGAGGAAAUUGAGAGAAUCGUCAAGUAUUUGGAAGGUGAAAUAUUGCGAUGUAAUAUUCCUAUCACUUCCGGAUCACGCAGUGAGGAAACCCCGUGUAGCAGAGACACAUUGGAGCUCGAGUCUGAGGUAAAAGCGCUGGAACAGGAGCUGAAGGAGAUCAACUGCAAUCAUGCGACACUGAAGAGGAACCUGAUGGAGCUGCUAGAGAUCAGCGCACUGCUCGGCGUCAUCCGUGAAGUCUUCCAGGAGUGUGAGAUGCAGCCGUCCUGUACCGAUCUUCAGUCCGACAGGCCACACGUCACUCAGCGCCUAAACAGCAUCAGCGCCAUCACAGCUCCCAAACUGUGGUUUAUUGCCGGUGUGAUUAAACACGAUCGCUUUCCUGCGUUUGAGAAAGUCCUGUGGCGUCUUUUGCACGAGAAUUUCCUCCUGCGCCGUGCAGAGAUUCAACAGCACCCAGAGGACAGCAUGGUGCAGAAAGACGCCUUCAUCAUCUGCGUGCAAGGCGAGCAGGUGCAGGGCAAAAUCAGAAAAAUAUGCGAAGGGUUUAGUGUCAGUUUGUACCCGUGCCCGAGCACUUUACAUGCCCAAGAGGAGAUGAAGCGUAACUUACGGACUCGCAUCAAGGAACUGCAAAUGAUUUUGCGUCAGUGUGAAGAAUUCUGUGUUGCAGUUUUGAAUAAAGCAGCAAACAGAGUUACAGACUGGUCCAAGCAGGUGCACAAGAUGAAAUCCAUCUACCACACACUCAACCUGUGCAACAUCGAUCUCACACACAGACUGACCAUCGCAGAGAUCUGGUGUCCGGUGUUAGAUCUCGGCCACGUACAACAUGCGCUGAAUAAAGCCGCUGAGCAUGCUGGUUCCAGCGUCAGACCCGUGCUGAAUCGCAUCCCGAGCCCUGAAACUCCGCCCACAUUUAACAGGACAAACCGUUUCACUGCUGGCUUUCAGCUGAUCGUCGAUACGUACGGUGUGAACAGCUAUCAAGAGAUUAAUCCAGCUCCGUAUACCAUAGUGACGUUCCCGUUUUUGUUUGCUGUGAUGUUUGGUGACUGUGGUCAUGGGCUUGUCAUGACGUUGAUCUCUGCCUGGAUCAUCAGAAAUGAGCAGGCAUUGAACCUACAAAAGAAUGAGAUCAUGUCCACGCUGGUGGGCGGGCGCUACAUCAUCCUGCUGAUGGGCCUUUUCUCCAUCUACACCGGUCUCAUUUAUAACGACUGCUUCUCCAAAUCUUUCAACAUACUUGGCUCGUCAUGGAGUGUCAGAGCCAUGUUCUGGCCCAGGGGACCUUGGAGAAAUGAAACCCUGCACAAUUCGGAUCAAUUCCAUUUGGACCCUUCAGCGCCAGGAGUUUACUCUGGAACUCCGUACUUGCUUGGGAUCGACCCAGUGUGGAAUAUUGCGUCAAAUAAACUUUCCUUUCUAAACUCCUAUAAAAUGAAGAUGGCAGUUAUAAUCGGAGUUUGCCACAUGACCUUCGGCUUGACCCUGAGUAUAUUCAACUACAUACAUUUCAGAAAUCUCCAAAACGUGUUGCUGCGCUUUGUGCCCGAGCUCAUCUUCUUGCUGUCUCUGUUCGGUUACCUCGUCUUCCUCAUCCUCUUCAAGUGGUGCAUGGGCACGCAGUGUGACAGUAGCAUUCUCCUCAUCUUCAUCAACAUGAUGUUUUUCAACUAUAAGGCUGAGGAGAAAUUCAUCUACAAUGGGCAGAAAGCUGUCCAGAUAUUCCUGGUGGUCCAGGCUUUGCUCAUGGUUCCUAUAAUGCUGCUAAUAAAACCACUACUGACUUACAGAAGGCAUGAGAAGAAUACCGACCAGGCCUCAGAGAGCUCUUUGGAUCUCACCGUGGUGAUACCUCUCACUUCAACAAUUGAGAGCAAACCAAGCUAAAUGUCUGAGGUUUAAAUAAGGCAAGCCUCCUUCAAAAUGCUCUGUAACAGUGUUCUAAUCAUUUGCACCUGAUGUGAUAUACCCGGAGGUAAUUUUAUCCAUUAUAAGCGCAAAUUAAAUGUGUCCUUACUUUUUCCUCAUAAGAAUUUGGAUUAUUUAAAAUUACGUUUUACUUUUCUCUGAUUUUAUUUGUUUAGUUAUAUUACUUGAAUCUUUCAAUAUUUUUUAAGAUCAAAUGCCCAUAUGUUUAGCUAUGUUGAAGAAAACACAGGCUUUCAUGAGGUGUUCUAAUUUUUUUCACAUGGCUGUAUAAAUAUAUAUAUCUGUUAUAUAUAAUAUGUUGUAAUUAGUAUUUGGGUGACUCUUGACACAUUUGGAAAGGUUUAACAUGCCAGAUUGUAGAGAGUACAGCACAUUCAUUUUAAAUAAAUUUAAUUAGCCACCAUGAAAAUAACAAAUCAUAUGAUAUAGAGCAGGCAUUAAUGUGAAACUAUAUACUAUAAAUGGUAUACUGUGCUAUAUACUGCCUGUGUUAAUAAAGAAUGAAGUAAUUCCAUAUGUAUAGGCUGCUUUCAAUGUUUUUUUAUUGUAUAUUAUGCCAGUUGUUCAGGUUUCACUCAUAAAUCAGGAAAUCUUCUUGGCAAGCACAAGCAAAACUUGUGGAGAAAUGGCAUGUGUCAGAAAGACACGCUGUAGGCUAAAAAACAUACAGCUGACAAACAAAUAAAGAAAUUUGAUUAAGCAAGCAUUUUGUUGGAGAAGCAAAUAAAAGCCAAGUGAAGUGAAGUGAAAGCCAGACCACAAACCACUCCAAAGCAAGAAAAUCUCACUUCAUGGUGACGCAAAAUGGAGGGGUAUGAAAUUUCAUUAAGGUGUACCUGUGUGAAGUGAAGGUGUGGUGAAAGUAUACAUACAACUCUGCUCAUUUUCAGCUUUUAUGGGGUGUGUGUUUAAUUGCUUGAACAGAUUUCACACACCCAGCAUUUGCAUUAUUGAUAAAGAUAUGGAAUGCAAGUCGUUUAAUGAACCCUUCACUUGACGUGUACAUUUCAAAUUCAGGUUUUUCAGCCAUGUAUACAAAUAGGUACAAAGAGAUAUCUAAUAUUGACGCCCUGCUAUUGUUCAGAUUCUCUUUUUGUACAGCAGUUUGUUCUAACUGACAUAGUAACAUCAACAUUAUUGAUCACUACAGUCCUGAGAUUUCAUGCAUGCUUUUGCUCGAAGUAAAGUUUACACUAAGAUGACCUGAUGCAUCAGCAGAUCAAUCAAGCCAUGUUUAGCGUCUUAUUACAUCUACUUAUUAUUUAAACCGUAUGCUUGUUGAUAACUCCAUUAA
This is a messenger RNA of Hemibagrus wyckioides, 5207 nucleotides long. RefSeq names its product V-type proton ATPase 116 kDa subunit a 1. The record is from RefSeq and is a predicted model, not a curated record. Gene Ontology annotation, cellular component: vacuolar proton-transporting V-type ATPase complex; vacuolar proton-transporting V-type ATPase, V0 domain; plasma membrane. Lineage: Eukaryota; Metazoa; Chordata; Actinopteri; Siluriformes; Bagridae. The coding region runs from base 1805 to 3871 and encodes 688 amino acids. Gene Ontology annotation, biological process: proton transmembrane transport; vacuolar acidification. Gene Ontology annotation, molecular function: proton-transporting ATPase activity, rotational mechanism; ATPase binding. The transcript is spliced from 21 exons.